AUGUCAUUUAGAGCUGUCAUUAAUAAUUUAGAAAAUCAUAACACAUGGUAUCGAACACUACAUGUUUUAUCUACUAUCAGUGAAGAAUUAAAAUUUACUAUAACCAAUGAAAAAAUUAUAAUUACAUCACUUAAUUCCACAGAUACAUCGAUUUAUAAAAUAACUUUUUUAAAAAACUUUUUCGAUGAGUAUGAAUUUUCACCACAUGAUAUAAUAUUUGGUGAGACUGGCCUUAAGAUAAUUACUGAUCAACGAUUAAAACAAAUUUAUACAUAUUCAUUUAAAAUCAAUGGGAACCAUUUAACCACGAUAUUUAGGAAACCUGAUGGCGAUGUGAUUUCCAAAUCGUCUCUUAUAAUAAAUAAUACCACUACAUGUCCAGAAAGUUUAGUUAAUCGAUUAUUAGUUCAUAUAGAUAUGGAAUCAAGUAUUAUGAAAGAAUAUUCUCCACAAUUCGAACCCAUUCAAUAUGAUCAUAUCAUUUUAGAUUUGAAAUAUAAACAAGAUUUCUUAACAGUAUAUGGACGUAAGGCUGAAAGUGAGAAUGCCUUGAAGAAAUUACAACCCAAAAUUGUGCAAAUCUUUAUUGAAGUACAAGAAGAUUUACAAAAUGCCAUAUAUAAACCCGAAACUGAAACAUCCAAGAGGAAACGAAUCAAUCCUGAUGAAUUCACUUCAGACGAAGAGAUUAAUUUCAUAUCCUGUAAUCAAACGUUAUUAAGGAAUUUCUUGGAAAAUUGUAAUUCCCAUGUCACUGAACAAGUGAAAUUUGAAUUAACUCCAUAUAAAUUUAUCAUUACCGCGUUCACUAAGGCUGUUUAUGGUAAGAAUAAUGAUAUAUUAAGAAAUGUGAUUAAUAUGAGUAAUCAAUUUAAUGUAUCUAAUUUGGAAGGUCAUUGUACGUUUGAGUUGGGUGAUGCUAGUAUUACUACAAAUAAUAAUAUGACGACGACAAAAAACGGUAUUAAAUCAAGAACUUUUUCAUUAAGAGAAUUUAAAAAUUUCUUAAAUAUUCCAUUGCCCAGUAAGAAUUCUAUUAAUUACCAAGGUACAGUUAACAUCUGGUAUUGUAAGAAUGGAGAUCCAAUCUUUAUGGAAAUGAAAAAGCCCAAUGUAGUAAUGCAAUUGAUUCAAUUGACAGAGAGUGAUUUGGAAAAUGUGGUACCUAAAUCCAAUGUUUUCGAUAAAGCUUCCAAAAGAGAAGUGCUUCUUCCCCCACCUCAACCUGCCACCGUGAAAAGGGUUCCGUCAUUUAAUGAUAUGCCUUUAAUAAAGAGUCGUAAACCUAGUCAUGAAAAAAAUUUAUUUGUUCCCGAUGAUGAAUAUUCUCAAGAAGAACCACCAUUAUUCAACAAUCAACACGAGACUGAUAAUAAUAAUAAUACUGUCAUGGCAAGUUACAAGACUACACAAGAAGAGGGAAGUGUCAUUGGAGAUUCUCAAUUGGGGAUGAAUGCGUCGAUGAGUAAUACCGAUUUGACCAUCAAUAUAAAUAAUCAAACCACACUAGCUAAUAGAUCGAACACUACUAUCGGAUGGGGGGUUGCGCCUGUAUCUAAAGUGAAUGAUAAUUCCAAAGAGGUUGAUCUUGGUAUGGAACGAACACGUCAAAAGAAUAUGUUAAAGAAGGAAAGAUUAUUAUUCUUACGAGGAUUAAAGAGACAGAAUGAAGCUAAACAAAGGGAAAGGGAGAAGAAAGCUAAACGAAUGGAAGAAGAGAAUGUCAAUACAAAUGACAAUGAUAAUGAAAAUGGAUUUGGACCAACACAAGAUGAUACGAUGAAAGGGUUGUUUGAUUGA
Henningerozyma blattae CBS 6284 is the source of this 1800-nucleotide messenger RNA. RefSeq names its product Ddc1p (gene DDC1). The coding region runs from base 1 to 1800 and encodes 599 amino acids. Gene Ontology annotation, biological process: cellular response to ionizing radiation; recombinational repair; mitotic intra-S DNA damage checkpoint signaling. NCBI's taxonomy places the organism in Eukaryota, Fungi, Ascomycota, Saccharomycetes, Saccharomycetales, Saccharomycetaceae. The record is from RefSeq and is a predicted model, not a curated record. Gene Ontology annotation, cellular component: checkpoint clamp complex; condensed nuclear chromosome. The transcript has a single exon.